Labeo rohita (rohu) is the source of this 1674-nucleotide messenger RNA. It is a transcript of the gene smyd1a, whose product is annotated as SET and MYND domain containing 1a. Gene Ontology annotation, cellular component: nucleus. The record is from RefSeq and is a predicted model, not a curated record. The transcript has 10 exons. Gene Ontology annotation, molecular function: histone H3K4 methyltransferase activity; protein binding. Lineage: Eukaryota; Metazoa; Chordata; Actinopteri; Cypriniformes; Cyprinidae. Bases 164 to 1618 code for a protein of 484 amino acids.
GCCAGUAACAGUGCUUCUCCUCACUGUAUCUGCUGUUUGACAGCAGGAAAGGAGCAGCUCUAUUUUUAGCCGUGCUUUGGGGAGUGGACAGGGUGGAUGGUAAGGUAAACGCUGGGAACGGCAGUUCCCUCCUCAGCCUUAACGGACAGCAGUCUGUGUCACCAUGACCGUGGAAAAGAUGGAUCCUGUGGAAGUGUUUUCAGCCGGGGAGAAAGGCCGUGGCCUCCGUGUCACCAAGGAGAUGAAAGCUGGAGAGGUUGUGUUUGCUGAAGCGAGCUUCGCUGCGGUUGUGUUUGACAGUCUCUCUCUGCAGGUGUGUCACAGCUGUUUCCGCCGGCAGGCGAACCCUCACCGCUGCGCCCAGUGCAAAUUUGCCCACUACUGCGACCGCACGUGCCAGCGUGCCGCAUGGGAGGAACACAAGCAAGAAUGUUCUGCCAUUAAAAAGAUAGGAAAAGCUCCCAAUGAGAAUGUGCGUCUGGUCGCUCGUAUCCUGUGGCGUAUUCAGAAGGACACUGGUCUGGUCUCCGACGCUCAGCUCACCACCCUCGACCUCCUGGAGGAUCACCUGUCCAAAAUGUCCCCCGAGGACCUGAAAGAGCUCAAAGUUGACGUGCAACACUUCUACAAUUACUGGCCUAAAAAGAGCAAACCAGUCGGAGAGGACUAUGUGUCGCAUCUCUUUGGUGUGAUUAACUGCAAUGGUUUCACACUGAGCGAUCAGAGGGGUCUUCAGGCGGUCGGCGUGGGUCUCUUUCCUAACCUGUGUUUGGUCAAUCACGACUGCUGGCCCAACUGCACUGUCAUUCUCAAUCCCGGCAAUCAGACGGCUCUGGACGCUUCAUUCCACUCAAAGAGAAGGAUCGAGCUGAGGGCUCUGGGGAUGAUCCCUGAAGGAGAAGAGCUGACCGUCAGCUAUGUGGACUUCCUAAACGUGUCCAAGGACCGCCAACGGCUGCUCAAGCAGCAGUAUUACUUCGACUGCAAAUGUGAGCACUGCACCAACGGCAUCAAAGAUGACCUGAUGACGGCCGUCAAAGACACCGACGGACACAAGCCGUCUGCUGAUGUGGUGAAGGCGGUGACAGAUUUCAGUCUUCAGGCUCUGGUUAAGAUCGAAGAGGCUCGUACUGAAGGAAACUUCCAUGAGGUGGUUAGGAUGUGUCGCGAGUGUUUGGAGAAGCAGGAUCCAGUGUUUGGAGACACAAACCUGCAUCUGCUGCGCGUCCUCAGCACCGCCAGUGAGGUUCUGUCCUUCAUGCAGCAGUUCACCGAGGCGGCGGGUUACGCGCAGCGCAUGGUAGACGGAUACACGAAGCUCUAUCACCCCAAUAACGCGCAGCUGGGCAUGGCCACUAUGAGAGCGGGCGUCACGCACUGGCACGCUGGCCUGAUCGAGGCCGCUCACGGGCUAAUCUGUCGCGCCUACGGCAUUCUCAUGAUCACACACGGAGCUCAUCACCCCAUCACCAAAGACCUGGAGUCGAUGCGGAUGCAGACGGAGAUGGAGCUGCGUUUGUUCAAGCAGAAUGAGCUGGUCUAUCGCAACAUGAGGGAGGCCAUGCUAAGCGCCAAACCCACGAUGCUCGCUGGAGAGCAAAUCAAAACUACUUCAUAAACAAGCUCAUCAAACCGUGUCUGAAUCUGCAGUGUAAUAAAGGCAUUUUCAGCAGA